AUGUCUACAUAUUAUGCUGAGGAUUUUGAUGAUUAUUACCAAGAUGGGAUAGAUGGCAGCUCCAAUAUGAUGGAACAAGUCUGCUACGACUAUGCGGAUUUCUCCGAUGAUGACUAUACCAUGCCGUUGCCUCGUCGAAGGCAGAAGAUCCCGAAACAACGACUCCGACACCCAAGGCAUAAAAUACCUAGACACGAAGAUAGCUAUACUUAUGUCUCCGACUCUGACGAAACGAGCUAUCGAGCUGGUGACGGCCGCCGUGGCAGCAGACGCUGUCGACAUAGAGAUUGCUGCCGAAGUCGACGAUCAGGUCGUAGUCAGCGCAGAGAUUCUAGCCGUUACGAGAUUCACCAUCACCACCAUUACGCCUGCUGUUCCCAGCACGAUGGUUCGGGGUCCAAUAGCAACCAGCCACAGUCGAGCAACGUUCUUCAAAUAGAGGGCCACCCGCUUCAAAACCAGAUAGCCGCGGGAGUAGGAGGGGGUGCUCUCAUGGCACUUAACCGGCCGGCUAUUGCUGCACCUGCUCGCGGGGGCAUGGUUAUACCUUCUGCUAUGCCAGCUCUGGCUAGCCCUCAAUGCGCUUGUGAAUGCUGCCAUACAUCUCGGACUCAUCAGGUCGAGGCGCUGAACAUGAUGAGAGCGCCACAGCUUUUGGGUCAAGGAGCUGGGCUGACAACCGCACAGCUACCGGGAACCUUUGCCCGAGCUGUCAAUAUGCCAAGGCUGUUGCAGUGA
Molecule: messenger RNA, 738 nt
Organism: Nannizzia gypsea CBS 118893
Lineage: Eukaryota; Fungi; Ascomycota; Eurotiomycetes; Onygenales; Arthrodermataceae
Exons: 2
Coding region: 1-738 (245 amino acids)
Source: RefSeq, a predicted model, not a curated record